AUGAACAGCAACAAUCGUGUUCAGCUGUUCGAUGCCACCACGAGCAAGUUCCUAGCGUCUGUUGGCACAAGGGGGCAGAUUAGGCCCGGACGGAUGCAGGGUCCCGAGGGUGUAGCGUUUGUGGACGGCCGCCGCGAGAUGAUUGUGGCCGACACAGGGAACAACAGGCUUCAGAUCUUCCACGUCGAGGAGCUGGAGGCUCCCCCCGAUGACCCCGGUAUCCAGCCCGACGUCACCUCCUUCUCCUCCUCUUCAUCUUCCGUGAGUGGCAUCGCAUCGAUGGACACGGUUGACAGCUGGCAAACAACAUCCUCAAGCUCAGAAAUGCCUAGUUCCUGGGAGCGAUCUAAAGCGCCACCGAAGCCCCCCCCGGAACAAGACAAGGAGAACCGGCCCAAUAAGUCGGGACGUGGAGCGGGGGAGCUACAGCGGGAAGCGGCCAACUUCGGACAGGGGCCGGAUGAUGCCGAGGGCGAUGAUGGUGCCUGUUUGCUCGUGUUCGCGGGGGAGGAAGACGCCGGCGGGUUGAGGCAGCGCCGAGUGGCGGGUGAGUCCGAAGACGCCGAGGGGCCUCUAAGCCAACCUUGCGACGUGGCGUACUGGAGGCCACGGCGGACGGCGGCUGGAGAAUUCCCAGAAAAAGGAGCAAGAAAGAAGAAAAAGAAAAGAAAACCGGAAGAGAAAGAAGACGAAGAAGAAGACACCAAUGCUGUCUGGGCGUGGAACCCUGAACCGCCAAGGUGGUUUUGGCCGAACCCUGAGGACGAGGAGAGAGCAAGGAGGGAGCUGUUAUUACCCGCCUCGCCUCCGCGAACCAACCCCGCCCCGACCAGCAAGCCUCCCGCCGGGUUUCCACCCCGAGGGCACACCAAGAAACCGAUCGAUCGUCGCUCGACGUCGAAGGAUGAAGGCAGAACGGUGCAGUCUCGAGUUGGCAGCAUCAAGGGUGGUGGCACCGAGGAGCCCACACUUGGCGCGUUUGUGGUCUGCGCAACAGGAGUUGCCGGCAAGCUCCAGCUGUCGUUUAUCGCCAAGACGAAGGAAGCCGAGGAGGCCGAAGACGCCGCUGCGAAGGGAAGCGAGAUCGCAGAGAGCGAGGACGAGUCUGUCUCUUCCUUCUCGGGACGGCGGUCUACAGAAGGACGAGGAGAAGACGACAGCUCGGAAGGCUUCGACUGGAUGAGGCGCGUGUGCAGGAACGAGAAGUAG
Ectocarpus sp. CCAP 1310/34 is the source of this 1209-nucleotide messenger RNA. The record is from the annotation of a GenBank genome assembly. Lineage: Eukaryota; Phaeophyceae; Ectocarpales; Ectocarpaceae.